AUGCCAUCGGUACCAAGCGCUCAAGAGCUCCAAGCGUCUUCGACCUACGAGCCCCCUUCACAUUCAGCCCAGAUUCCCUCCAAUCAUUCUAGCUCACGGACUACGUCUUCAACCCCCUAUCCUCGUAACUUGCCCGGCGUUCUUUCUAGACCACCCACCUCUGCGAGUCAAUUGUCAUCUACCUCGAAUAGCAAUAGUCGCUCUGCAACAUGUCUGUCCCGUUCCUCCCGGCACCACCGCCGUGCUAGCACUACUUCUGGCCGCAAAUCUCGCUCGGCCUCGUCUGUCUGGGGGUCCGAAUCCCACGAGAUUGUCUGCGCUGCUACUGAGUCUCGCGGCGUGUCCCCUACCGUCGGCCUAGCUUUUAUCAAUAUUACCACCAAUGAAGCAAUCCUAAGCCAAAUCUGUGACUCGCAAUUCUAUGUCAAGACAGUUCAUAAGAUCCAGAUGUAUGAGCCAUCCUGCAUUCUCAUGGUCAACACGGCAUUCCCACCGCAUCCAAAGUCAAGUCUCCUCUCCAUUGUCGAGGAAGAGGUCCCAGAGACGCGAAUAGAAGCACUAGAUCGGAAGUACUGGUCUGAGAAUGCUGGGCUCGAAUUCAUCCAGACACUGGCGUUUAGGGAAGACCUCGAGGCUAUCAAGGUGGCCAUUGGAGGCAACUUCUAUGCUACAAGCUCCUUCGCCGCAGCCGUCAAGUAUAUAGAGCUUGCCCGACGCAUAUCCAUCAUGUCUCAUUCGCUUCGUGUUAGGUAUCAGCCGUCAGAAAACACGAUGAUGAUCGAUCUUUCCACCAUCCAAUCGUUAGAACUCAUUCAGAAUUUGCAUGAUGCAAAACGGAGAGAUUGUCUUUUCGGUCUUCUCAACGAAACCCUGACCCCUAUGGGUUCGAGGAUGCUACGGAGCAACAUUUUGCAGCCUUCAUGCCAGGUUGAAGGUACCCUUAUCCCGCGCUACGAUGCACUAGAUGAGAUAACUGUAAAGGAGGAUAUGUUCUUCGAGAUACGUAAAGCGCUAAAAGGAUUCACGGAUGUCGAAAAGCUUCUUACUAUUCUCGUAAUCGUACCAAACCAGCCAUCAAUAUAUGCUUCGGAACAGGCUAUCAAUAACCUCCUAGGUAUCAAGGCCUUCGUUAUUGCUGUCUCUUCCGUUUACGGGGCAUUGAGUACCGCACGCGCAGACUUACUCUGUAGGAUUCGCGAAAUAUGCCGUCCGGAGCUUACUCAACCAGUCAUAGAUCUCAUUAUGGCUGGGAUCAACGAGGAUGUCACAGCCAUGAAAUCACCCCUUGAUAUGAGGCAUCAGAGAACUUAUGCAGUCAAGUCUGGGGUCCAUGGCCUUCUUGAUGUCGCCCGUCAGACAUACAAAGAGGCAACGGAUGAUGUUCACCAACACGUCGAAGAUAUCAGUAGGAAUCACAAACUCACCGCGGAUCUCCGGUUUGAUCGUAACCGGCAGUACUGGCUACGGCUUAGGCAGAGUGACUUUGAGGACAGAUCAGUUCCCGAUAUUCUCAUCAACAAAGUCCACAAAGGCGUUUGGCUGGAAUGCCAGACGUUGGUCCUGGUUCAACUGAACCACCGCAUUACCGACUCACAUAACGAGGCUAUCAUGCUUAGCGACAAGGUUAUCCAGGAGCUUUUUGAUGCCAUCCGAAUGUACGUUCCGAAUCUCUUUCGCGUUUGUGAGAGCAUCGCUCUGCUUGAUAUGAUAGCUGCUUUCGGUCAGGCUGCUACUACGAGAGAUUACGUACGUCCUGAGAUUGGUCAAGUGCUGGCCCUCAGGGGUGCGAGGCACCCUAUUUGCGAGCGGGUCAACCCGGAGAGAUUUAUCCCUAACGAUGUCUUCGCCAAUGAACAACAUCGGUUUCAGAUUAUCACGGGUUGUAAUAUGAGCGGCAAAAGCACAUAUAUCAGGAUGAUCGCCCUCCUGCAAGUAAUGGCCCAGAUUGGCUGUUUCGUACCGGCCCAGUACGCAACUUUCCCCGUGCUUCGACAGCUCUUCGUACGAAUGUCGACGGAUGAUAGCAUUGAAGCUAAUAUGUCCACAUUCUCCUUGGAAAUGAGAGAAAUGGCAUUUAUACUCAGGAACAUUGAUGGGCAUAGUCUGGCUAUCAUUGACGAACUUGGGCGUGGGACAAGCACCAGGGAUGGGCUAGCUAUUGCUUUGGCGAUAUCGGAAGCCUUAGUCCAGAGCAAUGCCCUGAUAUGGUUUGCCACCCAUUUCCAGCAACUGGCAAAGGUCUUGGGUAACCGACCAGGGGUCUUGAACUUGCAUCUCGCUACUGAGACCCAUGACUUACAUGGCAGCAAUCCCAAGAUGACAAUGCUAUACAAAAUCACAUCGGGCCACAUACAGGAAGAGUAUUAUGGUCUAAACCUUGCACGCGCCAUCGGCUUUCCGGAACGAUUCAUUAAGGUUGCGGGAGACGUUUCGAAGACUCUUGCAGAGAAUAUCGAGAAGAAGAAGCAAAACUCUCAGUCGAGAAAAUUACUCCGGCGUCGGAAACUCAUCCUCAACCUACACGAUACACUUCUCCAGCUACGAGAAUCAGACAUGGACGACGAUACGCUGGGUAGCUAUCUGAAGAGGCUCCAGGAUGAGUUCGUUUCAAGGAUGGAUGAAAUUGAUUGUGUCACACAAGCAGGCGCAAGCCGAGGAAGUGAAGAUGGGAACUGA
Durotheca rogersii is the source of this 2676-nucleotide messenger RNA. RefSeq names its product DNA mismatch repair protein-like protein MutS. Gene Ontology annotation, molecular function: mismatched DNA binding; ATP-dependent DNA damage sensor activity; ATP binding. NCBI's taxonomy places the organism in Eukaryota, Fungi, Ascomycota, Sordariomycetes, Xylariales, Xylariaceae. The transcript has 9 exons. Gene Ontology annotation, biological process: reciprocal meiotic recombination; mismatch repair. The record is from RefSeq and is a predicted model, not a curated record. Gene Ontology annotation, cellular component: nucleus. Bases 1 to 2676 code for a protein of 891 amino acids.